Molecule: messenger RNA, 816 nt
Organism: Dibothriocephalus latus
Lineage: Eukaryota; Metazoa; Platyhelminthes; Cestoda; Diphyllobothriidea; Diphyllobothriidae
Source: the annotation of a GenBank genome assembly
AUGGACAUGGCCAUCCGCUACAUAGAAAGAUCCUUUACUUUGUCAGCUGGUUUGUUAGCUACCAUACUACUUACCGCUUUGCGAGGCGAAAUUCCAAAACUUUUCUCCAAUGAUCCCGGAGUUAUAGAAAUGGCUAAAGAUUAUUUCCCCUCCAUGAUAACGUUCCAGUUUAUCGAUGCCAUUAAUGGCAUCAACAUGGGAAUUGUUCGUGGCGUUGGUAAGCAGAAGAUUGGCGCUGUUGUGUGCUGUGUCUGCAUGUAUCUCAUCGGUGGACCUGCUGGGCUAAGUCUUAUGUUCCUGACGAAUCUAAGAGUCAGCGGAUUUUGGUGGGGCCUUUCAAUCGGUGCCUUGGCUCAGGCUGUCUCAUACACCAUCAUUAAUGUGCGCAUUGAUUGGACCAGAGAAUGUGAGAGAGCAGCUAAACGGACCGUCAUUAAUUUUGUUGGCGAUACUAAUGAAGCUAAAAUAGAAAACGCCGAUUCACCGCCAGGAUACGAUUUUCGCGGUGAAAAGCUGUAUAAUGAAGAGAAAGAAGAUGACGAGGAAGAAGAAGAGGAAGAGGGAAGAGAGCCGGUGAAGGGGUGUCCGCCAAAAGUACUCCUUACGCGAUCCCUGUUUGUCAGCAUUAUGGUGUUAACGGUGAUUGUCAGUGUCUGUUGCCGGCUGUUCCUUGACUGGAGCAACUACUUUCCCUCUUACUGUCUUCUCAGGAAUUCUACUCUUCUCCCUAUUCCCAAAAAAUCUGACCGGUUGGCGAACCCCCAACAGUUUAAGUGGUUACAGCGCGACUGUAUCGACAUCCUACCAUCUCAAUAA